Molecule: messenger RNA, 1005 nt
Organism: Candida dubliniensis CD36
Lineage: Eukaryota; Fungi; Ascomycota; Pichiomycetes; Serinales; Debaryomycetaceae
Gene: STD1
Product: Std1p
Exons: 1
Coding region: 1-1005 (334 amino acids)
Source: RefSeq, a predicted model, not a curated record
AUGUUUGGUUCGCCAUUUACAAACAAUCCGACUCAAAAGACCUCGACGCCUGCGGUGUUUAAGGAUAAUGCGAGAAACGCUAUAUAUAAACAGUUACCGGUUGUGACGUCCAACACUGCAUCAUCAAUACGUUCAGCGCCGCUGCAGUUUCUCAAUAACCGGCACCAUGUUCUGCUGCAUAGGUCCAUGUCAUCGUCGUCAUCAAUAUUUUCAUCCAUUACUGGGGGCAAGCGCUCGGUGAGAUCGGCCCCGUCUAUUUAUUCAAGUUCUACAGCCACGAUACCAGAGGAUCUGGAACCUGUUUCUACGACGGUGGAGCAGUUGGUCAAUGAUAUUGUAUUGCAUGAAAAUCAUUAUAGGACAGUUGCAUUAGAGAAAGGUAAUCAAAAUAUCGAUGUUGAGGAGAUGUACAAGAUAUCGCUUGGGUCAGACUUGCAGUACCAGAAUGUCCCUGAAUCCUUGAUAGAUUGGAACUUGAAUGUCACUAGAUGCAAGUUGAUAUUGACGCAGUUACCGCAGAUCACAUCUACGGAUAUACCAUAUAAUCAGAAUGCAUUGCCGCAGUUGGUAGGCGACUUGGCAGGGAUAUGUCACAUUAUACUCAUACAACCGCAUAUUUCCGACAAGGAGCUUAUCUAUACGUUACUUUCAUCCAAUCUAUACAAAGAGCAUGACUUGGACGUGAAUUUUAAAAAAUCCGUUGCUGAAAUUUCUGUGAAACAAAGCCGGUUGUUACAAAUCAAUAAUGGUGCAGGUCCAUCGUCAAUAACCCCGGAACAUUCAUUUUUAAAAUUCAAAUUUAAAGAGAUUGCUAUUCGAAACUAUUUAAUCAAUCUCGCUGCUGCGGCCACCACCGCACACGAGUACAAGUUAAAAAUGGAGCAUUUGAAAGCCGUUUUGAAAAUGGAGCAGCAGCCCGGUAAGAAAGUCAAGUUGUCCAAAGAGGACAAAAAAGUAUUGUGGGAGCAGGUACGACUGGAUGUAUUUCUGCGAGCUGGUUUGUAG